Molecule: messenger RNA, 468 nt
Organism: Hevea brasiliensis (rubber tree)
Lineage: Eukaryota; Viridiplantae; Streptophyta; Magnoliopsida; Malpighiales; Euphorbiaceae
Exons: 1
Coding region: 1-468 (155 amino acids)
Source: RefSeq, a predicted model, not a curated record
AUGCCAUCCUAUGCAAAAUUUUUAAAGGAAAUUCCUUCCAAGAAGAGAAGGUUGGAAGAUUAUGAAACAGUUGCUUUGAUAGAGGAAUGCAGUGCCAUCCUACAAAAUAAACUACCUCCAAAGCUAAAAGAUCCUGGAAGCUUCUCUAUACCUUAUCUCAUUGGCAACAUGAACAUAGACAAAGCCCUCUAUGAUCUUAGUGCUAGUGUAAGCCUAAUGCCCCUGUCCAUAUGCCAAAAGCUGAAUGUUGGAGAACUCAGACCAACUACUUUCUCAUUACAAUUGAUAGACAGAUCUGUCAAAUAUCCAGUUGGCAUCUUAGAGAACAUCCUCGUCAAGGUAGGAAAAUUCUUUAUUCCUAUAGACUUUAUUGUCUUGGAGAUGGAAGAAGAUGUUCAAAUUUCCAUAAUAUUGGGAAGGCCUUUCUUGGCAAUCGUCAAAGCUGUUGUAGAUGUCAAAAAUGGAUGA